Cylas formicarius (sweet potato weevil) is the source of this 871-nucleotide messenger RNA. RefSeq lists its product as uncharacterized. NCBI's taxonomy places the organism in Eukaryota, Metazoa, Arthropoda, Insecta, Coleoptera, Brentidae. Bases 56 to 841 code for a protein of 261 amino acids. The transcript has a single exon. The record is from RefSeq and is a predicted model, not a curated record.
UCGACAGAGAGUUACUUGUCAAAAAGCUGCCAGUUUCGAAACAACUAAAAUCAAAAUGCGGAAAUUUUUGUCGCGAAAGUCGCCCAAGGAGGAGUCGGAAAAAGCGGACGAUGACCAAUACCACCCAGCAGCCGACGGCAACCCAAAGCCUGCCUCCGCUAAACAAGGAUGUCGUCCGCGAAUAGAUUACCUGGCGUUGCCCAACAGAAGACUGAUUCUGGCUUUGUACAAGGAUCACGCUCACCAUCUGCCUAGGGAAAAGCUGGAAAACGUAGAGCAGCUUCUGCAAGAGCUGUACGCGAUGACGCCCGAGGAAACGGAACGGUAUUUCGCUCACCUCAGACGGCAAAGCGAGGAGAACGCGAAAAGGAAGAACCUGAAAGCUAUGCUUAAGAAAGUGGUUCGGAAAAGGAAAACCGAACGGCAGCGACACCAAGCGUACGAAUUGCUGCGCGAGCUCUUGGUGAAAGGCAUGGAGCACGCUCUGCGGCAUCCCGUACCGCCUCUGGUGUCGGUACGGCUGAGGCACCUCUCCGACAUGAUUUUGGAGCAGCUCAGCGACUUGCGUAACGUCGAGGUUCCGUCCAGACAUAAUCCGGACAACGUGGGUGCGUUCCUGAUUGCAGUAUCCGACUGGAUGGCCGUAGCCAUCGAAAGGAUCUACUACGGAGUUCAGCUGAAGAAAAACCAAGAGCUGGAACAGAUAGAGGACGAGUUUAGAGCCAGACAGGCCCACGUCAAAGACGUAAACCGGAAGGACGUGUCGGAGGCAGAUGGUCAGGAGAGACUGGAGGUGGAAAUUGAUAUAGUUGAGACCGAUGCCGGCGAUGAAACUGAAUAAAUCCCUCUGAGAAAGUGUCGAACGUUAUUU